GCUGCAGCCAACAUGUCAUCAAUCAUCAAGCAGCCUUGCAGCUGGCCGCCCGCUUCAAUUGAGCUCGACGCGCAGCGCAGCCACAGUGAGGUAUAUGACGAAGGUUAAUAAUGUCUCCUCCAGAGGUCGGUUGAUAAGUUGCGCAGGAACAAAGGAAAACAAGCUAGGCUCGGCUGUCCUUGUUGGGGUGACAUUUCAGGGCAUAUUGUGAGCAGAGAGAGAGAGCGAGCCGCCUAUACAGAAUACCUACACGGGGACGGACGGGCCCGCAAUGCAAUGCGUCAUCCUUGACUUGACCAAGUUGCCUCGAGGUACACAGCCAUCUGGUUGCCAACUUUGCGCCCAGCCCAAUCGUGCCGUAUAACGCAAACCGCAAGCAAGCCGCAAAAACGCGGAACUCCAAGAACCAUAUCGACGAGUCGCUCCGACCAGGGCUUUGGAGUCGCAGGAGCCAUUCCGCCCCGGUCUGAGAGGAACCCCCGUGAACAUGGCGACUGCAUAUACAGACACAGAUCCAUACACAAACACGGACGACAGUGCUGUCAUCGGGCGGGCCUUGGUCGACUUCGCUCUCCAAGGAAGCUUCCCCGAAGAACAUGUCUCGUCGCGCAACGUCGCCCCAGAACACUUUGCCCCAGCUCUAGAGUCUCUGGCAGCAGCCAAGGCGAAGCUCGAGUCUGACAUCCACCUCAUCAAUCAAGAGACUGCCUCCGACGUGCACUCAUGGGUCACCAACGCCAAAACCCUCGAGGACGACAUCAAUCGAUCACGAGCCUUGGCCAACGAAAUCGUCCGACGCUCCGAAGCCCCGGACGUCUCCGGCCAAACCAUACGAGAAGCAGAGGAGAAGGCCCGGUUCCUACGUCGUGAGGCCACCUACAACCGCCAGGUCCAUGGAGCUCUGACCAGCAUCAAGCGAGUCAACGACCUGCUUGACCAAGUCGAAAAGGCAAGAGACCACCACCGAGUCCUCGAAUCUUUACAUCUGCUCGAGAAGGCAUGGUCCGCCAUGGACGACAUACCCGUCAGCAAGUCAUGCCGUGUUAUGAGAAUACUCGACAUGCGUGCCUUUGAACUCAAAUCGUCUGUCCACCAUGUCUUUGAUCGCCUGUGGAAUUCCCUCGUCCAGGUCGACACCCACCGAGGCCGCAUCGAGAUUCACCAUUCCCGUCAAGGCGAGCCCAUGGAUCUUUCCGAGGCCCUCGUCGGCCUCAAGGCAUACAAGGAAGUGGGCCAAAGGAUGGCUCUCCUAUGGCACGUUGUAGACGACGCUGUCGUCGGACCACGCACAAGCUCUGACAGCACCUCUCUACCAGCAAUAAAAGUCGACGACUCCGCCUUGUACUUGGAUGCACAUACCGAUCGUAGUAUACCUUCACUAUUCUCCGACCUGGAACAAAUCAUGCGCUACCUUUCCAACCAGCUUCCUGAGGAACUAGUUCAAUCCCUGUCCCUUGUCAUGAUGCCAGAUCUCGUCCCACGCCUCAAGACCAUUUGGCUGGACCCCGUCGUCCCAGCAUCCUUGAAAGAUAUCGACGAGUUCCAAGGAGUACUGGCCGUCGUCGGCAACUUCUGCGAUUCUCUCAGGCAGCUGAAUUACAAUGGCUUCGAUGAGUUGCAGGAUUGGGUAAGGAACGCUUCCCGGGUCUGGCUGGACAAAUGCAGGGAGACAGCCCUCGAUUCCGUCAGGCUAAAGCUGGGCCGAGGCCUGGGCGACCCCAAGGAGGUCGAACGUGUGGAGACACAGACGGUCUCGAGGUCAGAAGGUGCAGAGCUCGCGGCAAGCGGUGCUCCCGCCGCAGCCGAUGAUGAAGAUUGGGGUGCCGCCUGGGAUGAUAGUGGCCAUCAUGCCCACCAACAAGGUGCCGAGCAGAACGGUGCUGUCGAUGCCACUAGGACUACAAAUGCGCCCACAAGCGAAGACGAUGGCAGCGAUGCUUGGGGCGCUUGGGGCGAAGACGACGCUACAGGAGAGCAACCCGCUGGAACAUCAACCACAGCCGCGGCGGCGCAACCAGUACAGGAUGACGACGGUGCAGAUGAUUGGGGCGCUUGGGGCGAUGAUGCCGCAGCCGACGAGCCUCUUACACUGCCAUCACCUCAGCAAACUAGAACAACACGACCAGCGGAGCAGCAGACCCGGGAGAUGACCUUGAGAGAAACUUAUAAGAUAUCAUCUAUGCCUGAACCUGUUCUGGCACUCAUCUCCGCCAUCCUAGAAGACGGAGCAUUUUUGGUUCACUCCGAGGGCAACCCGGUUGCAACGGCAGCGGCAGGACUAUUUGGUCUCCCGACCUUUAUACUCGCCAUGUUCCGAGCCAUAUCGCCCCACUAUUAUGCUCUCGACACCUCAGGUGGCGGCAACAUGUUUCUGUACAACGAUGCCACUUAUCUCUCCGAGCGCCUCGCUGACUUGGCAGCCUCCUGGAAGGGUCGUCAUGACCUGACGACCAGGGCAGUCAAUAUGUUGCGGCUUGACAACGACAUAAAGACUUUGAAAGCGUUUGCCGCUCGCGCAUAUUCUGCUGAGAUGACCACACAGCGCACAAUUGUUCGUGAUCUGCUGGGCGGUGCGCAGAACGUAUUGCAACAGGACGGUGACACUUCUGAAAUGGCCAUGCAAGUUGACGCUGCUACGUCGAGAAUCCGUACCGUCGCGACCACGUGGUCUAGCAUUCUAUCGAAAUCAGCGUGGUGCCAAGCUGUCGGCUCUUUGGUGGACAGCCUGGCUGCAAAAAUCAUCCUAGAUGUCAUGGACUUGUCGGGUAUCGGGCAGGACUCCGCUUUCAACAUCGCCAGCUUGAUCGCAAAGAUAACGCAGUUAGAUGACCUGUUCCCGCUUGGCCCGAACGAGGUACCAACCACAAGUCAGUAUGUACAAAACUGGCUGCGCCUUCAGUUCCUUUCCGAGUUUCUUCAGAGUAACCUCAACGAGGUCAAAUACCUUUGGAUGGAAAGUGAUCUCAGCAUCUACUUCACCGUUGACGAGGUAAUUGAUUUGAUUGGACUUAGUUUUGCAGACAGCCCGAGAACAAGAGAAACCACUAGGGAAAUCAGACAUAAUCCGCAGCCCAAGGCUUGA
This is a messenger RNA of Truncatella angustata, 3082 nucleotides long. RefSeq lists its product as uncharacterized. The record is from RefSeq and is a predicted model, not a curated record. The coding region runs from base 488 to 3082 and encodes 864 amino acids. Gene Ontology annotation, biological process: endoplasmic reticulum to Golgi vesicle-mediated transport; mitotic spindle assembly checkpoint signaling. Gene Ontology annotation, cellular component: RZZ complex. The transcript is spliced from 5 exons. Lineage: Eukaryota; Fungi; Ascomycota; Sordariomycetes; Amphisphaeriales; Sporocadaceae.